GACUCCAAGCUGGGAACAGCUGCUGGCGGGGCCGGCGAGGCGGGCGCCUGGAAGGAGGAGCCGCGGGGCGCCGGGGCCACCGAGGGCGUCUUCUCUGCCCCACCUCGGUCCCCGGACGCGCGCCGGGAGAAGAGGCCAAAGUUUGCGUCGUGAGCUGUGGCGGCCGCGCUCCAACGCGGUAUUGUUUGCAAACUUUGCUCCCCUCCCCCGCCGCCCCCGACUCGGUGAAGGCGGCGCGCCCACUGCGGGGCCGGGGCGCUGAGAGCAGCGCUCUGGCCAGGCUGGGCGGGCAUGCGCGGGGGCCCGAGCGAGGGCGCGGAGCCGCGGGCAGCAGGAGCCGGUGCCCGAGAGCGGCGGCUCUGAGCGGCGCGGGGGCACUACCGGCUCCACAAUGCGGCCCCCGGGUCCCCGCCUGUGGCUGGUACUUCAGGUGAUGGGCUCUUGCGCGGCCAUCAGCUCUAUGGACAUGGAACGCCCGGGAGACGGCAAGUGUCAGCCGGUGCAGAUUCCCAUGUGCAAGGACAUCGGCUACAACACGACCCGAAUGCCCAACCUGAUGGGCCACGAGAACCAACGCGAGGCGGCCAUCCAGCUGCACGAGUUCGCACCGCUCGUGGAGUAUGGCUGCCAUGGCCACCUCCGCUUCUUCCUUUGCUCCCUGUACGCACCCAUGUGCACGGAGCAGGUCUCUACACCCAUCCCCGCCUGCCGGGUCAUGUGCGAGCAAGCCCGGCUCAAGUGCUCACCUAUCAUGGAGCAGUUCAACUUCAAGUGGCCCGACUCCCUAGACUGCAGCAAACUACCCAACAAGAAUGACCCCAACUACCUGUGCAUGGAGGCGCCUAACAACGGUUCGGACGAGCCCAGCCGGGGCUCAGGUAUGUUCCCGCCUCUCUUCAGGCCCCAAAGGCCCCACAGCGGGCAGGAGUACCCGUUGAAGGACGGGGGUUCCGGGCGCGCAGGCUGCGACAACCCGGGCAAGUUCCACCACGUGGAGAAGAGCGCGUCGUGCGCGCCGCUCUGCACGCCAGGGGUGGACGUGUACUGGAGCCGCGAGGACAAGCGCUUCGCCGUGGUCUGGCUAGCCAUCUGGUCCGUGCUGUGUUUCUUCUCUAGCGCCUUCACGGUGCUCACCUUCCUCAUCGACCCGUCGCGCUUCAGAUACCCAGAGCGGCCCAUCAUCUUUCUCUCCAUGUGCUACUGCGUCUACUCGGUGGGCUAUAUCAUCCGCCUCUUCGCAGGCGCGGAGAGCAUAGCCUGCGACAGGGACAGUGGCCAGCUGUACGUCAUUCAGGAGGGGCUGGAGAGCACCGGCUGCACCCUAGUCUUCCUGGUGCUUUAUUACUUCGGCAUGGCCAGCUCUCUGUGGUGGGUGGUCCUCACUCUCACCUGGUUCCUGGCAGCUGGCAAGAAGUGGGGUCACGAGGCCAUUGAGGCCAAUAGCAGCUACUUUCACCUGGCAGCCUGGGCCAUCCCGGCUGUGAAGACCAUCUUGAUCCUGGUGAUGCGCAGGGUGGCCGGGGACGAGCUUACCGGUGUAUGCUACGUUGGCAGCAUGGAUGUCAACGCUCUCACUGGCUUUGUGCUGGUCCCGCUGGCUUGCUACCUGGUCAUCGGCACUUCCUUCAUCCUCUCUGGUUUUGUGGCUUUGUUCCACAUCCGGAGGGUUAUGAAAACGGGAGGGGAGAACACUGACAAGCUGGAGAAACUCAUGGUGCGGAUUGGGGUCUUCUCCCUCCUCUACACGGUACCAGCCACCUGUGUGAUUGCCUGCUACUUCUAUGAACGCCUCAACAUGGAUUACUGGAAGAUGCUGGCUGCACAACACAAGUGCAAAAUGAACAACCAGACCAAGACGCCUGACUGCCUGAUGGCCACCUCCAUCCCAGCUGUGGAGGUCUUCAUGGUCAAAGUGUCCAUGCUCCUGGUGGUAGGCAUCACCAGCGGGGUAUGGGUCUGGACCUCCAAAACCCUGCAGUCCUGGCAACAUGUGUGCAGCCGAGGGCUAAAGAGAAAGAGCAGGAGGAAACCCGUCAGUGUGGUUACCAGCGCAGGAAUCUACAAAAAAGCACAGCACCCCCAAAAACCUCACCUUGGGAAGUAUGAGCUCCCUGCCCAGCCUCCAGCCUGUGUGUGAAGAGGACUUGGUGGAAGGACAGUACAGGCAGAGCCAAGUGGGCUGCAUUUCUUGGUUGGCUGGUUGGUUUUUAAAAUAAAAGUUAAAAGGAGGUAUAUAUAUAAUUUAUAUAUAUAUAUAUAUGUAUUCUAGCUUGAAGUUCAGGAUGACACGAUACACCAAAAGUAAAGGGUUCUGUUGUGUUGGUACUUCUGUGAAGGGGCAUUCCUCAUAGAAGGACCCUCUUGUUUAAUUCAUUUGUGGUAAAGUAGUGGACUCAGCCCUCCUGGGAAGAAAACUUUUGUUUAAGUCUCAAACAUACAUCUGUUCAUUUCGUAGGCUUUGCUGCCUGUUUAGAAAUUUGAGGCCAGAUAACGCCUUUGCAAGUUAAAGGGCCUCCCUUGUGCUAGCAGAUGAGCCACCCAGGGGCCAGUCAUUGUCUGUCCAUCGCCCCCCCCCCCCAGCAAGGCUACUGUACGUGGCAGGGUUGAAAGAAGGGAGCCUGUGCUAUCUAUACACUUCAGGGCCUUAGGGUCCCUUAAAGAGUGUCCCACCCCCAGCCUUCACAGCCAUCUCUUUCCAAGAUAGAAUCCUUCCCCCAACCCAACACUGGAGAACCCAAAUGAUGUGCAAUACAUUUUUUUUUCUUUCCAUGAAAAUAAAAAGACAAGUAUUUUGCUGUACAUAAAAGACAACAAAAGAACUCUUCUAACAAAAGAACUAGGAGGCCUGGGCCUCGGAAACCCUUUAAGCCUGUUACAUUUUGUGGCUUUUUAGUGGAAACCAAGCCAGAGUGCUCUACUGCAUUGGAACUGGUUUGUGGAGAGGAGGGGAAGAGCCAUUGGAGAGCACCCAUAGGGCUUAUUGACUCUCAAUUGUUAAACAAAUUGUUUCGUGAAUAGAUCAAGAAGCCCUUGGGAAGACAAACUUUGUCACCAGUGGUCUCUACCAGCCAGGGAGGGCGAUGCCUGCCUCUGUAUAUCUGUAAUAUAUGAUAUUUUUCAUGCUCCACUAUUUUAUUAAAAAUAAAAGACAUUCUUUAGUUU
Messenger RNA from Nannospalax galili (Upper Galilee mountains blind mole rat), 3162 nucleotides. It is a transcript of the gene Fzd10, whose product is annotated as frizzled class receptor 10. NCBI's taxonomy places the organism in Eukaryota, Metazoa, Chordata, Mammalia, Rodentia, Spalacidae. The coding region runs from base 392 to 2137 and encodes 581 amino acids. Gene Ontology annotation, cellular component: plasma membrane. Gene Ontology annotation, biological process: non-canonical Wnt signaling pathway; canonical Wnt signaling pathway. Gene Ontology annotation, molecular function: Wnt-protein binding; Wnt receptor activity. The transcript has a single exon. The record is from RefSeq and is a predicted model, not a curated record.